Candidula unifasciata is the source of this 2256-nucleotide messenger RNA. Lineage: Eukaryota; Metazoa; Mollusca; Gastropoda; Stylommatophora; Geomitridae. The record is from the annotation of a GenBank genome assembly.
AUGUCUCUGACUGAUAGAGAGAUGGAUGAAUCACCAGCAACAAUUGUGGAAUCCAGUGAUGAAGAAAGUAGUAGUGAAGAAGAUAUAUCACAAGAUGAGGCUACCGAGACACCAUGUCCGCCUGAACUGAAACUGAGAAAUUACCAGAAAGAACUGGCAAAGCAUGCAAAUGAAGGACUCAACACAAUCAUUUGUGCUCCAACUGGAUCAGGAAAGACGAGAGUGGCAACAUACAUUAUUCAAGAGCAUUUUAAACUUACAGACCGCAAAAGAGCAAAGGUUGCAUUUCUUGCUAGAGUUGUGAGCCUUGCAGAUCAGCAGUAUAGGUCUUUGCACAAAUACUUGCCCUCGCUGAAGAUUGCACUCAUAACUGGUAGCACUAGUAACACCAUGAGUCUCCAUCUGCUACUUCCUGAGUAUGAUAUUAUAGUGAUGACACCUAUGAUACUGGAAAAUCAUCUGAGAAGUAAUCGUCUGCCAAAUCUUGCUGUUUUCUCAAUGCUUGUAUUUGAUGAAUGUCACCACACUCGAAAAGGAGAACCAUACAACACCCUCAUGGGUUCUUAUCAUAAAACCAAAGACCAGAUUUAUCAAGCAGCAAACAGAGGUCAGCCAGUGAAUAUUAUUUUACCACAGAUUGUAGGUCUGACAGCAUCCAUAGGCAUUGAAGGAGCUGAAGAGCUGGAGGUAGCAAAGCACAACAUUUUGAAAGUUUGUGCAAAUUUGGAUGCUUGCAAAAUGUCAACUAUUAAUGAUCACAUACAGGAACUCAUGGAUAAUGUUCCUGUUCCCAGAGAAGAAACAAAAACUCUUGAAGAGCGGAAGGAUGAUGAAGCAGUAUUUGCAAUCACUGAUGUCAUGAAGACAUUGGAGUUUUACAUGGAGCAGUAUGCUAAAGUGCUCAAGUCUGUGAAACUGGAUGAAGAAAUUAGGAAAAAACCCUCUGACAGAAAGAGUCAAGAGUACGAGCAGUGGGCAAUCAGCACAAAGAAAGCUGCUGAAUCAGUGCCCAUUGAUAAAUCUGACAAUGAGAGGGAUACAUAUGUUAGGCUGAUCAUCAUAACUGCACGAUACCUAAAAGAAUACCGCCUUGCUCUGGAGACUUUUGAUCUCGUUGAACUCAAAGAUGUCAUGGGUUAUUUGCAGAAAAGAUUUGAGGACUUGGAAAGACAUAGGAUGCGCAUUAAGGAAGAAAAUCAUUUUUAUGAUUAUUUUCUUGAACUCAAAGAAAAAGUAGUGUCACACCAUCGUGAAGAAAAUCCAAACCUACGCAUCCUGGAAGAGACACUGAUGGAAUAUCUUUCUGGUGAUAAUACUCGAGGCAUCAUUUUUGUGAGAACAAGAGCACUUUCGGAAGCCCUCUCUAUGUGGCUAAAUAGAAGUCAGAAUGAGAUGAUCAGAAAUAUGAAUGCCAGUAGCUUCACGGGUGCAAAUGUGGCUCAACAGAAAGGAGGUACUCCAUUAGCAAAACAAGAAUCCAUUAUUCAUCGCUUUAGGACAGGUGAGAUUCGUCUCCUUGUGUCAACAUCUGUUGCUGAAGAAGGACUUGACAUCCCAGAAUGCAAUUUGGUGAUUAAAUACAACCAUGUGGGUAAUGAGGUCUCCACUGUGCAGACCAGAGGCAGAAGCAGAGCUGUCAAUGGUGUAUCCGUUCUACUAGGCAUAACAAGUGUAAUUCUGAGGGAAAAUAUGAACAAAAGAAGAGCUGAGUUGAUGAAGAAUGCCAUUGAAAGCAUCAGAAAAAUGUCUCUACAUGAAUUUCAAACUGCCAUAGAAAGACAUCAGAAAGACUUGUUUGAAGCAAUGUUGUCUGCUACUUUGGCUCAACAGAUAGAAAGAAGGGAGCUGGUUCAGCCAUUUGAGAUAGUCUGCUCACUGUGUAGGAAAGUGUCAGUUUGCAACACUGAAAUGAGAACAAUCUACCAGAAGUACCGUGUCUCUAUUGAUGGGAACUUGCUGCGGAAAAUCCAAAUUGUCUCAAUGCCACCUAAGCCUAUGGAUGAACUUUUCUUUGUUGGAAAAGUAAAAUGCAUGGGGGAAACAGAGCCUGGGAAAAAGUGCUUCAACCCUCUGGGCUCCAUGAUUAAAUAUAAGGAUAUCCAUUUUGUCGCAAUUGGUAUCGACAACGUUGUGUUCAAGACUGAUAACCUGUCUGAACUCAGGAAGUUCAAGCAAUGGAAGAAAGUUCCUUACUCCGUUGACGAAAUCACAGAUGAUGACAUAAUUAGGUAUGCAGAAUUGCUGAAAACAGCAUGA